Messenger RNA from Notothenia coriiceps (black rockcod), 516 nucleotides. RefSeq names its product PHD finger protein 12-like. Gene Ontology annotation, molecular function: transcription corepressor activity. Gene Ontology annotation, cellular component: Sin3-type complex; nucleus. The annotation marks the transcript as partial. The record is from RefSeq and is a predicted model, not a curated record. NCBI's taxonomy places the organism in Eukaryota, Metazoa, Chordata, Actinopteri, Perciformes, Nototheniidae. Gene Ontology annotation, biological process: negative regulation of transcription by RNA polymerase II. The transcript has 3 exons.
GCAGCAGUAAACGGAGAAGAAAAGAGGAGCUUCUAGGGAAGCCAUUCAGGAGGCCGCAGCAUGAACUGGAUCCCAAUGGUCUGGUCCCUUUACCAGUGAAAGUCUGCUUUUCAUGCAACAGGAGUUGUAGGAUAGCUCCACUGAUCCAGUGUGACUACUGUCCUCUUCUGUUCCACAUGGACUGUCUGGAUCCUCCACUUACAGCUUUACCUGCUGGGAAAUGGAUGUGUCCAAACCAUGUUGAGCACUUAGCGCUGAAUCAGAGGAACCUGAGUCUCUCCAGUCGCUGUCAGCUCUUUGACCAUUUCCAGGACAGGAUGUCGCAGCACGCCGUCAAGUUGGACUUCUUGCGUAGAGUCCAUCGACAGAACGCUCCCAACCGGCGCACAACCCACCAGCACAACAAGAAGACCUUCAAGGUAUUGUAAACAGGGCUAAACAUAUGGAGAAAUAUCUAAUUGCGAUUUUUUUUGACUGAUAAUUCAAUUAUUAAUCACAACUUUGCGCCAAAUUAUA